Molecule: messenger RNA, 691 nt
Organism: Chara braunii
Lineage: Eukaryota; Viridiplantae; Streptophyta; Charophyceae; Charales; Characeae
Source: the annotation of a GenBank genome assembly
GCCGGUCUGAAGGAAGGUCUGUCGAGAGAAGCAAAUCCUCUGACAAGAGCGAUGAAGGCAUGGGUAACCACCUUGUUUGGAAGUUCUCUCAAACUCAUCACUGAGAAACUGCAAGAGGUGGACCUGAAGGUGAAGAUUGCCUCUACGGACAAAGUCGAACUCACUCGGCUACGAGAGGAGAAAGUGGCCUGGGAGAAAGCUGCGCAAACGAAUGCUGCUACGGGGGAGAAAAAGAGCAGGGAACUUUCGAGUAGCGAGAAAAGGAAGAGGGGAGUGGUGCGCACUCCAGUUGACAACUCGCCUCGAGGUAAUCGGCUGCGGUCCAGAGGAAGUAAGGCUCCAGCUGUCGACCAAGAGCUGGCAGCAGCCCAGGAGGAAGAAGAUCCCAUUGACGAAGAAGAUAUUGAUAUCAUCCAGAACGCCUUUAACAAGGAGGAGGAAGAAAACGGUGACGAAUGUGGUUUAGCAACAUACAUGAAGAUGCGGCAGAAGUUCUACAACUUGCUGCACUAUACCCGAGUCCAAGAACUGAGCAAACAGAAGAGUAUUUCGUACUUCAAAAAGGACCAAGGCGAGUGGGAGCUGGCCAAGGUUGACCUGCAAGAGUACACAGAUAUGCUGAAAGAAGAGAGACCCGUCGAGGCAGCAUGAGCCUCGUCAAGGAAGUCUGAAGUAAAGCCUGGCACGGGAC